AAGUGCAACUAACUUCAGUUUGAUUGUGUGAAAUUUUCGAAUGUGCGUCCCAGGAAAACUUUUCAUUUCUUUUCCCGCUUUUCCCCCAAAUAAAUGUCCCCAAAGUAGAAUGUUUUGCAUUUUCUAAGUGUCCCCAACAUCAAAAAUCGCCAUUGCUUUGUCUCUUUAUGCAUUAUGUGUGUUCCAGAGUGAUUUUUGCAGCAGAUUCGCAUCCGGAGGUUGAGGUGAAAAAAUGGAGCGUUUUCGGCUUCCAAUGGAGCCCCGUGAGGCUACACCAUCGCUCCAGGGUGGGGGGAAGCUACAUGAGAAGAGUCUAGCAGAUAGUGGGUACAAUACGUCGGAGCUCAGUGCCAUCAGUGAGGCACACAAUUCGCACUUUCGUGGCUCCAGCAUUGAGGAGGAUGUGGAAAUUGAUGAGAAUGCCGAGCCACCAACUCCAACAACACGGAAUCUCAGUAAAUUCUCAGCCUUACAGCUCACAACCCCAAAAUCCACGUCUGAGCUGCGUUCCCCCCUGAAGAGAUCCACCACCAAUGAUGGCAGUACAACACCCAAAAAGAUGCGGUACAGUGAUGAAAAUGCGGGCUACGAAACACCCAAAAAAGCCCCAUUUGGGCGCAAAAAAUCCUUCAGGGAUCGCAUAAAAUCCGACGCGGAUAUCAAGACAUCCCAACUACCACUAUCACCCAUCACAUCGAACAUUAGCAAGUCAGCUUCCAAGAUUCUCGGAGAGAAUCAAUUUGAGAAUCUCUCGAGUACCCCCAUUAAGCAUGGCUUCCGUCCUGAUUUCUACGUGGAAACAGUCGAGAAUGUUUGCUGGAAUCCCCUUCUACCCAAAUCACGUUCACCGCGAAUGAAACGGAAGCUCCUGCGGAAAAUUCAGAGCUUCAGCCCGCGAAAGUGGCAGCUAGGGCAGAACUACACGCGUCGCUUGGAGCAGUGUCCAUCACCAAUUGCCAUUGAUGAGGACACCCCACCAGCAGAGAAUCCAGCUCAGGAGAUUAUUUCCUUCAAUACGCGACAGUUUAAUAAUCUCCUCACUGUUCCAUCAACGAAACAUUCCAGCUCAAAUGAGGUUAAGACUAAAAAUGCCCCCUGUGCUGCUCCAGCUGCUGGUCUUGAGAAUUUCUCUAUAUCUCGUCAUGUCCUGGAGACAGUGGAGGAAGAGGAGAAAGAUGGAAUGAAUCUCAUUCCAUUGGAGGAGAUUAGUUCACAAAGUAUUCGUGAGUAUUUCCAUGAGAUGCGUAGCAUGACGGAAGAAGCUUCGGGAUAUUCAGCGGCACCCCGAGUGAGUCUUUCAAGUUCAUCCCUUCGUCAUAAGGAUUCUCUUGAACUUUUGCACUUUGCCCCCGAUGAUGGUGAGGAAGAGAAGCAGAAGGAGAAGAAGGAGAAGGAAGAAGGGUUGCAGGAGGAGAUGAUGGAUAUUAGUCUCACACCGAAACACAUUGUCACAUUGGAUGAUAGUGUGGUGGAGGAGGAAGUGCGAAAGGGUGUCAAGAGAACUGUGGGAACAUUUGAGUAUUCUCCUUCGGUGUUGCAUACACCGAAGAAGGUGAGACGUUGCACGAGUUUUCAGUAUUCAUCCGAUGAGGAGAAGCAUCGUCUUUUGUAUCCUAAUUUACCGUGUACACCACCGAAGAAGCGUGCCCGGAAAUCCCUGGAUUACAGCACAAAGUCAUCCCCACGUAGUUCAGUGGGUGAGAGAACCCCACGACGAUGUAUGCCACCCAAGAGGAAUUCCUACGAAGGUACAACAACAUUAAAUAUUCUCAGUCGUCUUGCCGGGACAAUUCCAGCACUUGAUCGUAUUUUUGCGCACCUCCGUCCGGAGGAUUUGUACGCCGUGCACAAUGUUUGCCGGGAUUGGAGAUUAAUUGUCAAUGGGCACCAUCAGGCAGUGAAGCGUCUCCGGGCGUAUGAGGAGGAACAAAUUCCCAUUAAAGAAAACUCCCUUGGUGGAAAGAAGGUUGCCGGAAAGAGUGCUGCAAUGGGGAGGAUUCAUCUGCGUGAGUUGAAUUCCCUGGAUGAGGAGGAGAUUCGUCGACACAGUGUUGUCCGUUCACCGCCCAAUAGUCCGUCAACGAGGAAACAUCGGGAUCAUCAGAAGUUCCUGUCACGUCUCGAUGAGCGUGCAAAGGUGAUUAAAUGCCCAAAAUGCUUCAAGUCAUCCCUCAUUAUGAGCCCCCGGCGGCAGAAACGUUGCGCCAUGGCGACAGCAAGGAUCAGCCCGGCGAAGAGAUCACCCGCAAAGAGGAAUCUCUUCCGUGCAAAUAACACAAUUGGCGCAUUCCCAGCACGACGUGAGGAUAAAAUGCUCGGUGCCACGGGGAAGUCAACCUCCCUUCCGGAUGAUUUGAGUACAUUUGAACGGGAACUGUGUACGCGCAAUAGGAGCCUCAUUGGUGAUGGGGUGCGCUAUGAAACAUACGCAAUUUGUUCCCAUGAAUCGUGUCGUUUUACAUUCUGCACAACUUGCUAUGGGGAACGUCAUGAGGUGGGGAAGUGCAUUGAGUUGGAGCCACGAUCGCCGGUGCGUGUGGAGGAGGAGUACAAGAGGCGUAUUGUGCCGGGCUCAAAGAGGAGCAAGAGGAAUCUCAAGAGACUCUAAAACACAAAACAAAUACUCUCAAAAAAAAAACGACAAACUCUACCCCCCGUUUUAAAGCCUCCGGAACUUGCUUAUUUUUAUUUUCUGUAUUUUGUAGAUUAUUCAGUACAAGUAUCUGUUUGUUGCCCCCACUUUUUGCAUAGAUUUUAGCAUUUUAUUCUUUUUCUCAAGGGUUGUUCUUUAAUGAAUAUUUUUUUUUAAUAAGAAACUUUCAAUGUAGUAGUAAUAAAAUUAUGUGCGAAGAAAAAUUGACCCUAAAUUGGUCUGAAAAAAAAAACUAAAAAUUGAGCACAAACCUUCAGGUGAUAGAAUUCAGGAAUUUUAUGAUUAUGAUUUUGUAAUUAGGACGAUUUUUUUUAAUGUUUAUAUGUAGUGCUUUUGGUGAAAGGGAGAAGAAAUUAUUGAACCCUUAAAUUCCUCUAAAAGAAAUUUUAAUUAAAAAUAAAAGAAGUGCCUUCAAUGGCCUUAAUCGUGUGAAAAAUCUUGCUUAUCAGCAGUAUUAGAAGCUAGAAUUUUUUUUUUUUGAAAGAAAAGAACAACAAUUCAGGGUGAUUAAAUCAAUCUCAAGGAUUUUUUAGAGUAUUCUGUCUACUUAUAAGAACGUAUCAUCACAUGAUUUGUAAGGAGGAGGAUUUUCGUUAUUUUAUAAUAAAAUUAAAUUGAAAAAAAAAA
Molecule: messenger RNA, 3280 nt
Organism: Lutzomyia longipalpis
Lineage: Eukaryota; Metazoa; Arthropoda; Insecta; Diptera; Psychodidae
Exons: 4
Coding region: 233-2608 (791 amino acids)
Biological process (GO): negative regulation of meiotic nuclear division; regulation of mitotic nuclear division
Cellular component (GO): nucleus
Source: RefSeq, a predicted model, not a curated record